Messenger RNA from Rhizoctonia solani, 732 nucleotides. Its product is annotated as Metallopeptidase family M24. NCBI's taxonomy places the organism in Eukaryota, Fungi, Basidiomycota, Agaricomycetes, Cantharellales, Ceratobasidiaceae. The transcript is spliced from 11 exons. Gene Ontology annotation, molecular function: metalloaminopeptidase activity. Gene Ontology annotation, biological process: proteolysis. The coding region runs from base 1 to 732 and encodes 243 amino acids. The record is from RefSeq and is a predicted model, not a curated record.
AUGCGUACGGUGUGCAGGCUCGGCCGUGAGGUUCUUGAUAUUGCCGCUGCGGCGAUUCGACCAGGCAUCACCACCGACGAAAUCGACGCGAUCGUUCACGAAGAGACCAUUAAGCGAGGUGCAUACCCAAGCACACUUAACUAUAGAGAAUUUCCGAAAAGCCUAUGUACCUCUGUGAAUGAGGUUAUUUGCCAUGGAAUACCUGACCAGCGUAAAUUGGAGGAUGGUGACAUAAUCAAUCUUGACAUUUCGUUGUAUUAUAAAGGUUUUCAUGCAGAUUUAAACGAAACGUAUCCAGUCGGUCAAAUAUCUGAAGAAUCUACGAAGCUGAUUCGGACGACGAGACAGUGUCUUGACGCUGCUAUUGCGAUAUGUAAACCAGGAACACUGUUCCGAGAUUUGGGCAAGGUUAUUGAGCCUAUAGCUCGAGCCCAAGGGUGCAGUGUUGUGCGGAGCUAUACAGGGCACGGGAUUCAUCAUCUAUUCCACGGGGCCCCUAAUAAUAUCGCCCAUUACGCCAAGAAUAAAGUGGCUGGGAUCAUGAAGCCCGGCAUGUGUUUCACAAUCGAACCUAUGAUCAACCUUGGUCCGUCUUGGGAUGUUGACCACUGGCCCGAUGGCUGGACAGCUGUCACAGUCGAUGGUAAAAGAAGCGCACAAUUCGAAGAGACACUACUAAUCACGGAAACCGGAGCAGAAGUGCUUACCGCGGGAAAGCCUCGUGAGGAUUAA